Messenger RNA from Silurus meridionalis, 1247 nucleotides. It is a transcript of the gene gadd45ab, whose product is annotated as growth arrest and DNA-damage-inducible, alpha, b. Gene Ontology annotation, biological process: regulation of cell cycle. Lineage: Eukaryota; Metazoa; Chordata; Actinopteri; Siluriformes; Siluridae. Bases 126 to 608 code for a protein of 160 amino acids. The transcript is spliced from 4 exons. The record is from RefSeq and is a predicted model, not a curated record. Gene Ontology annotation, cellular component: cytoplasm; nucleus.
AGACUACUUCGGCUCGCGCGGCUUCAAAUUCGUCUGGUUCUGGUGAAGAGCUCGUGUGCGGUUCAGCGAACCUUACAGGAUUUACUGUCAGCUGCAGAGUUUACCUCACGGAUUAUAUUCCUGAUAUGUGCAAUAUGACCUACGAGGAAUUUUGCGGGGAUAACGCCACGGAAAGAAUGGACUCUGUGGUGAAAGCACUUGAGGAGGUGCUGACUGCUGCUUUACCUCAGGGCUGUAUCACAGUCGGGGUUUACGAGGCUGCAAAAUCACUCAACAUAGACCCAGACAACGUGGUCCUGUGUCUCCUGGCUACAGACGAGGAGGACGUCCACGAUGUCGCCCUUCAGAUCCACUUCACGUUGAUCCAAGCGUUUUGCUGCGAAAACGACAUCAACAUUCUGCGUGUGAACAACAUAAAACGACUGGCCGAGAUCCUGGACGGUGUCAAGCCAAUGGGAGGAGAGCCAGUGGACCUGCACUGCGUCCUAGUCACUAAACCACAGUCAUCUGCAUGCAAAGACCCAGCCUUGAGCAAACUGAAUCGCUUCUGCAGAGACAGUCGCUGUUUGGACCAGUGGGUGCCCGUAAUCAACCUGCCUGAGCGAUGAACCCGAGCACAUGGAUCAAAUCACGAAUCACACAAGCUACUGCACCAUAUUUGUGUAUACCUGCCUCGGCCGAAUCCCUGGACUGUCUUUACAUUGCCACAAGGAGGAUGACAGGAGUGGGGGAAAUCGACAAUAUGCAAGGAACAAGGAAAUCUAAUCCACCAGUUAUGCUGAUCAGGAGGAUGGGGAUUUUCUUUCAGGCCGGAGAGAGUGAGGCAUGAACAGGAAACAUGACUCAGCAGGGUGUUAGCAAUGUUGACACGGAAUGAACAGCUCCUGCCUUUCCGGAAUAAUAAGACAGUACCGGAAAUCACAGGACCAGAAUAAAUUGGAAUGACUGCACUGAGCACAACUCAGAUUGAUGGAUUACUAAACAUAUUUCCACAGAACGUUCUGGAACUCGGAGAGGACUUUUAACUUAUGAUGUUUAAUUAUUAACUUUAAUUAUUCUAUCUAUUUAAACAUGGGAAUUGUUUUUUUGGUUCUGCAAAACUGAUGAGUUUGGUAAAGCGUUAUGUUUUAUGUGAGCGUUCUCUUUGUCUGUCUGUUUAAUGUGUUUAUUUAAUGAUUUGUAUUUAUGUUGAAAUGUACAGUUUUUUAAAACUGUUAAAAAUGAAAACAAAUAAAAAAGCAACACAA